Molecule: messenger RNA, 1613 nt
Organism: Gasterosteus aculeatus aculeatus (three-spined stickleback)
Lineage: Eukaryota; Metazoa; Chordata; Actinopteri; Perciformes; Gasterosteidae
Source: RefSeq, a predicted model, not a curated record
AAGGCAGCGUUCCCUAGCAACAGAUGCCCUCUGUAGUCAGCUUCUCUCAUGUUUUUUCUGUGGACGUUUUUUGAAAAAUGCCCCAAUAAAUGAGUGGAUAUGAACAAAAAAGCAAACAAUUUACAGGGUUUAGACAAAUAUACAAUGAUGGGAGACAUAAUCGAUUCUGACGACAAAGAGAAGUGGAUAUAUUCCAUGCAAAUUAAAUAUCUGGACCAGCAGUUGGAGAGGCUUCAGCUCCGGUGUGACGAGCUGGAGCAGCCCAACAAAGACCUGGCCUCCGGCUGCGUCGCCAUGACGACGGACAAGGCGACAUCGCCGGGUACCCUGAAGAUUGGCGAAGCUCAGAUGGAGCUGGUGGAGCUGGCGGAGCUGGCGGAGCGACGAUCGGCAGCCAGCGACCGGCAGACAGAGGCCUUGAAGCUGCAGCACAGCCGGCGGGAGACGGAGCUCCGAGACCGGAUCAACGAGCAGAACUCAGACAACACUAAGCUGGCAGCAGCGUUGCCGGAGCAGCUGACGGAGCAGCAGUGUGACGCGGAGGCGGUGAAGGAGAAGCUGGUGUGUCAGAGGGAGGAGCUUGAGCUCACCUGGUUCACCUUGAAGCGGGACGCAGCGUUGGCGUGGCAGAAGAAGCUGCAGGAGUGGCGCCCCACGAAGGAGGAGCAGAUGGAGGAGAUCCAGAACGUGGUCCGGAAGGAGAGGGCUCAGCACCCGGAGCUCCGUCAGAAGGUGCGGGUGCUGGUGGAGGAGGACGGUGCUCUGCUGAAGGAGGUAAUCCAGCUGCAGCAGAGCCCCGUGGAGUCGCAGGCGGAGGACCCGCAGAGACAGGCGGAGGCGCUCAGGGGGAGGAGCCUGGCCUGCAGGAAGGAGCUGGAGGAGAUGAGGAAGACGAGUCACCGGCUGAAGGUGCAGCUGCAGGAUGGUGGCACCACCAACGAGAGGCUGCAGGUGGAGGAAGACGGCCUCAGGCACCUCGUGACCUCUGACACCGAGGAGGAGCGUCAGAGGACGUCGGAGGCCGAGGACCUGAGGGCGGAUCUCCGGAGGGGGAGGAGCAUCUGGAGGAGCCUGGAGGCCGUCCUGCAGGAAGCAGCCGUCCUCCUCAGCCACACCCUGGAGAACUCGGCGAGGACCUCCAGCUAUCGGGAGGAGAUGCUGAGCCUGCGGGAGAUCCUGCAGAGCGCCGCCCCCCAGGGACCAGGACCCACGCUCGAGGAGUUCCACAGAGGACAGAGAUCUCAGACCAGAACUCAGACCCCGGAUCCGUUGUUCCUGAUGGCCCGCUACAGACCCGGCGACCUGGGCCUCGUGCCCCGCCCCUCAUGGAAACAAAACCCCGCCCUCAGUGGGGCCCCGCCCCCUCCCAGCAGGUCUGUGAGGAACGGUUCCUCGUACAGGAGACACGUGUCCUCUCAGUCCAGUCCUGCAGUCCGUCCCUCAGGGAGCUCUGAAGGUCCAGAUCAGAAAUAAGAGGUUGCAUUUGAUUCUGAUGCGUCGGAUUUAUUGAUUCAUACGUUUAAAGCGAUUGAAACAGAAUCCUCACAUCUACAUUUUAUUUAAAAGACAAACGCAUUGAUGCUUUUUAAACUAGUUUCAUACUCACCGAUACA